GCCAAGGGACAGUGUGUUAGUGAGGGUGAUGCUGAGGUGAGGGAGCUCUGUCACCUCCCUGUCACACCAUGGCUGUCACAGGCAGUUUGUUACCCCAGUCGGGACCCAACUGGUGGAGGGGGUGAUUUGGGUGCUACCUCCCCUUGCCCCAGGGACCUCCUGUUUUCCAGUGUGUUCCCACUCCAGACAAAGCACCAGCACUGCCUGGGAUGCUGGGGCUGGGGCUGGCAGGCUCCUGCCCCACAGCGUGGGCCCCUGCCUGGUUCUGUGGCUCCUCGGACACGUCUGCUCCUCUCCUCCUUCCAGGACCGUGUGCUCUGGGAAGGGAAAGGCCCAUGGUGGAGCCUGGGUGAUUUAUAGGAGAGGCAAGGAUGGGAAAUGGGAACACAAACACAUGGUUUGCAUCGGAAACGGGGCUCGGGCGGCCCCGUGAUUUAUCUGUGCCGAAUUCCGCCCUGUGCUUCCCUCAGCUGCAUUUGCAGUUAUUUGUUUUACAGCGCAGGGCUGAGCAAGACAAACAAAGCCAGCGCCCCUCUCCUCCCUUCCUCUCCGGCAGUCGCCACUGACUUGAGCAGUGGUGGCUGGGAAGGAAGGCUGCUCCUCCUUCCAGCCCCAGCCCCAGCCCCAGCCUGGCAGCGUGGCUGCCCGGGACAAUGCUCUGAUGGCUCUGCCACCACGGCUCUCCUGGGAGUGCUGAGGCUCCUCAGCUCCCUCCCUGGCCUCCCUGGCCCUGCCACCCUCGUUACUGUGCAUGAGAACUUAGAUUUCGGGUUCCCCCCAGCCCUCCCUCCUUUAUCAUCCCCUGUAGGAGUGUGGAAGGUGUUUUCUUCUCUGUUGGAACCCCAUCUCCAAGGAGUGGCAGUGGGGCAGAAGAGCAUUGCUGGGUCUCCUGCUGCUGGCUGUGCUCAGAGUUCCUCUUGGCCUUUAAUUCCCAAAUUCCACCAUGGAUGCAGCUCAGUUGACCUCGGUGUUUCCCCCUUGGUGACUAUGAGCACUAAGCACGGGGACGUGCAUAUCCUCUGGGUCUGUGCUUUCAAAAACAAACUUUUUCUUUUUUUUUUUUUUUCUUCUAUAAACCCAAACCUCUGAUAUUUUUAUGAGCGUGGAGUCGUGUCCUUCAUGGAGUGAGGCUCUCACAGCCAGUGCCUGUGAAACGCCGCUCAAACAUCCUCCAAGUGUUUGUGAGAACGUCGCAAUAACAAAGUGCUCCGUGCGCCUGAAGAAUGCCACGGGAACAAAAGCCACAUCAACAGAGCUGGGACUGGGGAAUACUAAAGAGUUGACAGGAAUUUUAAUAUAAAACUCUCUCCCUUCCUCGUCAGUGAGGGUUUUCAGGAAGCCUCUGGCUUAUCGUAAAGCGGCAUACAGCGCUCGCAGGGGCCGGGGAGGUGAAAGGUGGCUUCCUGCCAUUCUUCUCGGGAGCUGGGUUCCCAUGGGCGGUCAUGCCAGUUUGACUGGGGCUCCUUGGGCUGUGAGGAGUCCGGGAUCGCCGCGGGAGCCGCGGGGUUUUCAUGGGCUCCAGCCAUGAACCGCUUCAAUGGACUCUGCAAGGUGUGCUCGGAGCGGAGGUACCGGCAGGUGUCUCCCUGCAGAUCACCAUCCCUCGGGGCACUGAUGGCUUUGGCUUCACCAUCUGCUGCGACGCCCCAGUCCGUGUGCAGGCAGUGGACUCUGGUGGCCCAGCAGAGAAGGCCGGGCUGCAGCAACUCGACACGGUGCUGCAGCUGAACGAGCAGCCUGUGGAGCACUGGAAAUGUGUGGAGCUGGCACACGAAAUCCGGAACUGUCCCACGGAGAUCAUCCUGCUGGUGUGGAGGCUGGUGCCUCAGGUGAAGCCGGCCCACGAGGCCAUGCCCCGCAGGUCCUCCUGCAAAUCCACCUACGACCUGCAGUGCCCCCCCAACAAGCGGGAGAAGAGCGGCCCCGCGCAGGCGGAGCAGCGCCGCAGCUGCCACGUCCUCUACGAUGGCACCGAGGGGCUGGGGCUGCACACCUGGGACAGGUACACGGAGCUGGGCAAGCGGGGCCAGAACACCCUGCCGGCCCUGUCCCGGGUGCCCUCUGCUGCCGACCAGAACUACAUCAUCCUGGCCCCUCUGAACCCCGGCAGCCAGCUGCUGAGGCCCGUGUACCAAGAGGACAGCACCACUGGGGGGAAUGGCUCUAAAGGGAAAUCCCACACGGGCUCUGGGAGGAAAUCCAGGCUGAUGAAGACUGUGCAGACCAUGAAGAGCUAUGGGAACUACCAGAACUGCACCAUAGUGAGGCCUCACAUCCCCCACUCCUACGGCACCUACGUGACCCUGGCCCCCAAAGUGCUGGUGUUCCCCAUCUUUGUGCAGCCCCUGGAUCUUUGCAACCCAGCCCGGACUCUGCUGCUGUCGGAGGAGCUGCUCCUUCACGAGAGCAGGAACAGGACUACACAGGUGACUCUCUUUGUCUACUCCGACCUGCUGCUCUUCACCAAGGAGGACGAGCCCGGGCGCUGCAACGUGCUGAGGAACCCUCUGUACCUGCACAGUGUCAAGCUCCAGGAGGGUUCAGAAGAUCGCAAGUUCUGCAUCCUUUACCUGGCAGAGAAGUCGGAGUGCUUAUUAAGUUUGGAGGCUUACUCCCAGGAGCAGAAGAAGAGGAUCUGCUGGUGUCUGGCUGAGAACAUCACCAAGCAGCAACAUCCGGCAGCGGCUCCUACCGAGAGCAAGAUGCUGGAGACGGACGCCGAGAAGCCGGGGCAGAUGCCCUCGGAGGCCGGGAAGGCAGCAGUGGGUGAUGCCCCUCUGGCUGCCAAGGCAGCGGCUCUGGCCGAGCCCUGGGACGCUCUGGGCGCCACCCAGGCUCCUCUCCCGGCGGAAAAGCAGCCGGUGGCCACCGCCAAGGGAGAGGAGCAGCCCAGCUCCCUGCCAGCCUUUGUCAUCCCCGAGCUGCGGCUGGACAGCACCUUCAGCCAGAGCGCGGCGGGCACGGCGGGCAGCGCCACGGACGGCGAGGACGAGGAGGAUGAGGAGGAAGACGAGGAAGAUGAGGACGAGGAGGAGGAGGAGGACAGCGACGAGCAGUACCUGGACAGGAGCGAGCUGAAGCGCAGCAGCAUGAUCGAGACGUCGGGCGGGCAGCCCGGCUACACGCUGAGCGUGCAGGGCUCGCUGCGGCGCCGCACGCACAGCGAGGGCAGCCUGCUGCAGGAGGCCAAGGGCCACUGCUUCACCUCCGACACCACCCUCAACUGCUCCGACAGCCAGGGCCCCGCCUCGCACUGGGCACUGCCCUCCCCCAGGACCCUCAAGAAGGAGCUCGUCAAGAACGGCGGCUCCAUCCACCAGCUGACGCUGCUCUUCUCGGGCCACAGGAAGCUGAGUGGAGCAGACCCUGAGUGCAGCUGUGACGAAGGGGACGAGACCUCCCGCAAGAAACGCAGCAAGAGCCUAGCCAAGGACAUGAAGAACCGGCUGGGGAUUUUUCGGCGGCGGAACGAGUCGCCCGGAGCCAACCCCUCCGGCAAGCUGGACAAAGUGCUCAAAUCGCUCAAGCCCACUCCCGAGGAAGCGCUCAAGUGGGGGGACUCUCUGGAGAAGUUGCUGCUGCACAAAUACGGGCUCGCUGCCUUCAGGGCCUUCCUGCGCACCGAGUUCAGCGAGGAGAACCUGGAGUUCUGGCUGGCCUGUGAGGAGUUCAAGAAGAUCAAAUCCCAGUCCAAGAUGGUCUCCAAGGCCAAGAAGAUCUUCGCUGAGUACAUUGCCAUCCAGUCCUGCAAGGAGGUCAACCUGGACUCCUACACACGGGAGCACACCAAGGAGAACCUGCAGAACAUCACCCGCAGCUGCUUCGACCUGGCUCAGAAGAGGAUUUACGGGCUCAUGGAGAAGGACUCGUACCCCCGCUUCCUCCGCUCCGACCUCUACUUGGACAUAAUCAACCAGAAGAAGGGCAGCUCCCCACUGUAGGCCUAAGGACUGUCUCGGGGCAGGCUGGGAGCUGUGUGUUUACAUGGAAUUGGGCAGUGGAGGCCUUCCCAGGAGCUGGUGGGAGCUCGCUGUGCUGCUCGUGCCCCAGGCCAUACGGACAGGGGGCAGCUGAAGGCACCGAGCCCCGAGGGGACCGACAGGCCGGGCAGUCUGGCACUGCUGCAGCCCCACCACCGCUGGUACGACGCCUUCGGGGUGGCCCCGGCGUGGAUUUACCCAGGAGGGAAGCUCCCACAAGACUACUGUGAAGCACCUGCCCCAGCCACGAGUGUUGCUGGAAGGUGGAGAGUGAGCCCAGCUCGGCGAGGAGGAGGAGGGGAUCUCAUGCAGGGCUCUGGCAAGGGGACAGCAGCACUGACACAGAUGUGGUCCUGGAUUAAAGCCUUGUGAACUGGAGCAGCCCCAGGAUGCUGCUGUGCUUCCCUAUGCCGUGGGGCCCCCUGGCUCUCCUGGAGCAGCUCUGGCAGGAGCCUGGUGCUUCCUUGGCUCAUGGUGGGUUCCCCCGGGAGCAGCGAGAGCCGGGCCCUUCUCCUGUGCUGGAGGUGUGCAAAGCACCCCCUCCUGCCCUCACCCCUGGUUUAUUUAUUGCCCUCCUGUAGCUGGACACGUUGCUGUGUGAUAGGAGCCCCCGUGUCCUCCCCGUUCCCAAGUUACAAGUGCAAUAUUUGUGUGUGUCGCGGCCGAGUUCUCCGGCGGAGUGGAUGCCUUUUUCUUUUCCCAGGUGUGUAGAUUUUGUAAGGUAGCAAGUUUUGUGUGCCAGACCCAUUCCCUGGCAGCGGGCCGCUGGGGGAGCCUGGUGUAAAUAUCCAUAUACUGAUGCCCUGACGACGGAGGGUUUGGUGAUGGAGAAAAGCAACUCUGUGCAGCAGCCGCUCUCCUGACUCUGGAUAACAAUGCUGUGGUUGGGAAGCAGGGGUUCCUGCUGGCCCCGGCAGGGCGGGGUACACUGUCUGCCUCCCAGUUUACAGUGCAAAGCAUCUCUGCAGCUAGAAAAAACCUACAUUGUCAUGGUCAUAGGUAAAUAAAAGGAGAAUAUAAUUUCUUGUA
Passer domesticus (house sparrow) is the source of this 5009-nucleotide messenger RNA. RefSeq names its product regulator of G protein signaling 3 (gene RGS3). NCBI's taxonomy places the organism in Eukaryota, Metazoa, Chordata, Aves, Passeriformes, Passeridae. Gene Ontology annotation, molecular function: protein binding. The transcript is spliced from 16 exons. Gene Ontology annotation, cellular component: plasma membrane; nucleus. Bases 1512 to 3941 code for a protein of 809 amino acids. The record is from RefSeq and is a predicted model, not a curated record.